Molecule: messenger RNA, 1782 nt
Organism: Lutzomyia longipalpis
Lineage: Eukaryota; Metazoa; Arthropoda; Insecta; Diptera; Psychodidae
Product: vesicular glutamate transporter 1-like
Exons: 6
Coding region: 69-1556 (495 amino acids)
Biological process (GO): monoatomic anion transport; transmembrane transport
Cellular component (GO): plasma membrane
Molecular function (GO): transmembrane transporter activity
Source: RefSeq, a predicted model, not a curated record
UGAACAGUUUUCUUAAAAUUCUCUGUAUGUUGCAAUUGGAGUUUUUAACUGACACAAUCUUGUAAGACAUGGAAAAAGCUGUGGAAAAUAAUAAUGUGGAAGAUAAUGAAGUUAAUCAUAGGCAGAUGAGAUCGAACAUUCAGGUAGACGAUGCAAAACUUCCUGUUUGGAAAAAACGUAGAUAUCACGUUGUCUUAAUGGUUUUCUUUGGGCUAUGUACGUUGCUUAAUCACCGGAUUAAUCUUAGUGUGGCUAUUGUAGCGAUGACUGAGAAGGUCAAUGUGACUCUCAGCAAUGGAACUGUUGUUGAGGAGCAAGAAUUUAAUUGGGAUUCUAAACAACAAGGACUUAUCCUUAGCUCCUUCUUCUAUGGAUAUAUUGCUACUCAGCUAUUAGGAGGUAUUCUGGCAUCAAGAUUCGGUGGACCACUGAUUUAUGGUAUUGGAAUUGGAGCUACAGCAGUUCUGACACUCCUGAUACCAUUAGCAGCUAAAACUCACGUUGCUCUUCUAUUUGUGAUUCGAAUCCUUCAAGGUGUUUUCGGGGGAAUAGUUUAUCCUGCUAUCCUUGCCAUCUGGGCCAACUGGGCUCCAACCUAUGAAAGAGCAUUCAUGGGAAAUAUUGGUUAUACAGGAAACUACGUUGGAAUCAUAACUGCUAUGCUUCUUUCUGGACUCAUAAGUGUGGCAUGGGGGUGGGAAUUCAUUUUUUAUAUUUUUGGAUCUUUUGGUUGCCUGUGGUACAUUGUGUGGAUUUUUGUAGUAAAAACAAGUCCAGAAGUUGAUCCUUUUAUCACAGAAAUUGAGAAGAAACACAUUUUGGCUAGUCUUGGUGAUCGAGGGCAGGUGAAGAAAAUCUCUCACCCAUGGAAGAACAUUUUCUCAUCUCCAGCAGUUUGGGCUGUUGCUGUUGCAAAUUUUACGGCCAGCUGGGGAUCCUUUACUCUUCUAACUCAGCUUCUUCUUUUCUUAAAUGACACAAUUUCCUUCAAUUUGAGUACAACCGGUGUAUUGGCAGCAAUCCCUUACAUGGCAAUGGUUUGUGUCCUUUUCGUAUCAGGAUUCUUGGCGGAUUGGGUACAAGUUAAGGGGUAUCUGAGGACAGGCCAGGUACGCAGGUACUUUACAAGCUGUGCCUUUAUCAUCCAGAUGAUUUUUAUGCUUCUAACCGCCUUCACGAAUGAUCCAGUUCAGAGUGUUAUAUUCAUAACCGUGGGAGUUGCAACAGGAGCAUUCCCUUGGUCAGGAUAUGCAGUUAACCCUCUCGAUUUAGCCCCUAGCCAUGCAUCCAUCAUCUACGGAUUGUCCAAUACACUAGGGAAUUUAUCUGGAAUUAUUAGUCCCAUAAUAUCUGGGUACAUUGUUACGGAUAAGAGCCGAGAUCAGUGGCGCAUUGUCUUCUACAUUUGUGCUGGAGUUUUCUUAUUUGGCGCCAUUUUUUCAUUAAUUUUCAUGCGGGGAAAACUUCAGCCAUGGGCUAAACUCGAUAAGGAGAUCCUUGAGAACAAGAAACUAGCAAAAGAUGCUAAUAUUUCUUCGGAAAAUAAUCGACAAUAGUUGGUUGUGUUGGUUGCGUUCUAGUAAGUUUCACUCUCAGAUAAACUGCCUAUCCUUGUAAUGUAAAAAAAAAAUACAUAAUUAUGUGAUAGAAACCGCAUUCGGAUUUUUUUUAUUUUUAAUAAUAAAUCUUUCUCUUUAUCUUUGAUGUUUCGGUUUUCUUUUAGAAUUGUAAUUUCUUACAAGAUAUGGUAGAGAUUGCAGGAGCGUGUUUUGUUCACUAUCU